Procambarus clarkii (red swamp crayfish) is the source of this 538-nucleotide messenger RNA. The record is from RefSeq and is a predicted model, not a curated record. Lineage: Eukaryota; Metazoa; Arthropoda; Malacostraca; Decapoda; Cambaridae.
GUGGAGUCUGAGAGUGAUGCUGAACCAGAUGUCAUCCCCUUACAAGAGGGAUGCCGGCCUGGGGAUCAAGAGCUAAACCCAGCCAUACUUCUACCCCCAGAUCGCUACAAAUACGCUCCAGUGUCUCCCCACGUCCCCCUGCAAGCUGUGGGUCGCUAUGACGGCGUAGCGACGACGGUCCCAGCAACGUCCUUCAAGCCAACAGAUGUCUCAGGCUACACACUACCUUACGACACGCAGAACAGCGAGUGCCCGCACUCACAACAUCUCCAGCUUCCCACCUCGGCAACUCUACCGAGGUCGGCGCAUCGUCCGCCGGGUCAAAAUUGCCGUCAUUCUCCUCCCAUCAAUCCCCAUCAACUGCCUUUUCCAGGAAUUGAAGGCAGUCUUCCCCCGCCGCCUGUUGAGUACCAGAACUCGAGAAGGAAGCGGGGCUCUCUCGGAGAAAGUGCAUGCACUCACUCUGCAGGAGAGGAAGAUACUCCAAGCACUCCUUUGCUUGCCAAGAGAGAGAGUUCAGUAUGAUAGCAAGAAUGAU